UUCAGGGACCCAAGGCGACCGCCUUCGAAACGCCCCUUCCCGCACUGAGGGGGAGCCCAGCGGCCCUCCCAGUAGAGCAGGACAGGCCGUCCCACACCCCAACGGCUGCUAGCGGCAAGCGCGCCGCUCCAGACCUCUGCAUCUGAGGGGCGGUCGCGCCAGGGCUGACGGGAACCGCCCUCACACGCCCUUCUCCAGGCAGCGGCAAGGCCUCGCCCUUUCCCCUCCGCGCAGGCGCAAGAAGCGCGCCAGGUUCUCCCUCCGGAGCGACAGCCCCUCCCUCCGGUCUCCGUGGCGACGGGGGAACGCCGCGUUGCCUUAAAAAAGCCCCAGAGGGCACAGCCGCCUUCUCUUCGGCGCAGGCGCAGUCGAGGCCGCCGAUAGGGAAGUGCCGAUGGCGAACAGCAAGGCUGCCGACUCCAAGCGGGAGCAGUUCCGGCGCUACUUGGAAAAGUCCGGGGUCAUGGACACGCUCACCAAAGUCUUGGUCGCCCUGUACGAAGAGCCCGAGAAGCCCAACUGCGCCCUCGAUUUCCUGAAGCACCACUUGGGGGCGGCCGCUGCGCCGGAGAACCCCGAAGUGGAGGCCCUGCGGCUGGAAGUGGCCGAGGCGAAAGAGAAGUACGAAGCGGUACUGGAGGAGAACAAGAGACUUAAGGCAAAGCUGGCUCAGUAUGAACCGCCUCAGGAAGAGAAACGGGGAGAAUAAGGUUCUUUGCAUGUAACUUAAAUAAAACACUUCAAAGCACACCCAUCUAGUAUUGCUCUUGUAGUUGCAAACCUCUUUUAUUCUGCAGUGAAUCAGAUAGUUGUUAUCUUCCUGAGAAGGUGUUUUGAAACACAGGUACUGUAGGAGUAGAGCUCACAAUAAGAGAGGACUGUUGUUCUUCUGUUCUUAAAUAAUGUAUAAGCCUGGAGAAGGUGGGGGGAUGAAACGGAUUUGAUGAAGCAUUGGAUUAACAAAUUAUUCUUUUACUGGGGAGCAUUUAGGGAAGCGUACUAGAGGUUGUCAAAUAAUCCUGACUUCAUCUGCCACCUGACUUUUGUGAUGCAUCUACUACUUCCCACAUAAGUAGAACAACUUCAGCAUUGCUGUGUCUUGUUUAUUAUAUUUCUGUCCCAGUUUUCAGGUCAAAAUUUUCCAUAGCAGCUACAGGAAUACAAAAAAGAAUGUGAAUGCUUUAGUUAGAGUUUAGCAUCCUUGUUGGUGUUGUAUUAGUCAUUCAUUCGUAAUCCAUAUUUCUUAUAGAAGACUUAUGGCUCACAUGCAAAAAGAAGUUUGGUUUCAGCAUUCCCCAACAGUGACAGUUUUCAAGGAUUGUACUGCUUCAUUGCGCGCUACCUUUCUUAGUGUCCAGGAAGCUUUUUCUUGAUGGCAAUAAAUCCUCUGGAAUGAAAUCCUUUCACAGUGUCUGUGCCUUUAAGUGUAGCAAACAAAAUCUUUUGGGUACAUUGGCUGUCUCAAGCCCCUCAAGAACAGCUGGUAUGUUUAAGUGGUUAAUAUAAGUGGUUAACAUACCAUGACUUAUAAGAUUUCUCCCAAGGAGAAUGUAAAAUGAAACCAAGAGAAGAUUCGAUAACAGAAGGAUGUACUUGUCAAUGGGUUUUAUAUGCACAAUUAUUAGAAUGGUUUAAAGCAGAUAAAAGACUAUGGAUUUGAACAAGCUGAGACUGAACUUGAAGUAUUGUUAUGUACAAAUGGUGAACAUGUUACUGCUAAAAUGUACACGUUUUUGUUGAAAUUUGAGACAGUGAAAGAAUCUAUGAUAAAAUGGCCUAAAACUUUGGGUAUGGCAUACAAAUGGAACAAUGGGAAAAUGUGGAUGAAAGGACUUAAAUUUACAUUAAAUUCUAGUCUCAAAGAGAAUUUUUAUAAAAUGAUGUAUUGUUGGUAUGUCACAAGAGAAGUUAGCCAAAAUGUCCAAAAAACAUUUCUAAUGUGCAUUGGAAAUGUGAACAACAUAAAGCGAUAUUUUAUCUUUUAUGGUGGACUUGUAAUAAAGCCAAUUUUUUUUGAUACAUAUACAUUUAUUAAUCCAGAAAAUUACAAAGGCUAAUGUACGAAUACAACCAGAGGCCUUCCUUUUGGGACUAAUGGACAGACAGCUUGAAAAAAGUCAUGGCACUUUGUUUUUAUAUAUGACAACGGCAGCCAGAAUAUUAUAUGCUCAAAACUGGAAAAACUUGACAGUACCUACAACAGAGGAAUGGUUGGUGAAAAUGUUAGAACUUGCGGAGAUGGCUGAACUUCUUUAAUCAGAGAAAAGAUAGUAUCUAUGUUUAUUGCUAACUGGAAACCCCUGAUAGACUUUUUGCACAAAAUUGAAAAAAUGAACUGAUAUGUGGUUUUGAGAACUAAGGGAGAAAAAAAAUAGUUAAUAAAAAAGAGAGCUUU
Gekko japonicus is the source of this 2395-nucleotide messenger RNA. It is a transcript of the gene MYCBP, whose product is annotated as MYC binding protein. The transcript has 5 exons. The record is from RefSeq and is a predicted model, not a curated record. Gene Ontology annotation, cellular component: nucleus. Gene Ontology annotation, molecular function: transcription coactivator activity. Lineage: Eukaryota; Metazoa; Chordata; Lepidosauria; Squamata; Gekkonidae. The coding region runs from base 395 to 709 and encodes 104 amino acids. Gene Ontology annotation, biological process: regulation of DNA-templated transcription.